Bolinopsis microptera is the source of this 4381-nucleotide messenger RNA. RefSeq names its product penicillin acylase 2 proenzyme-like. The transcript is spliced from 7 exons. Gene Ontology annotation, biological process: antibiotic biosynthetic process. Bases 51 to 2312 code for a protein of 753 amino acids. The record is from RefSeq and is a predicted model, not a curated record. Gene Ontology annotation, molecular function: hydrolase activity, acting on carbon-nitrogen (but not peptide) bonds, in linear amides. NCBI's taxonomy places the organism in Eukaryota, Metazoa, Ctenophora, Tentaculata, Lobata, Bolinopsidae.
AGCAAUGUAGAGCUCAACAAGCUUAUAACAUAUAUGCUUAUUUUUAGGCAAUGGACGGUAAAAACCAGAACCUCUUCAAAUAUCUCCUUCCGGUAUUAUGCAGCAUCCUAGCUUCUCAUCUGCUGAUGGUUUAUGUUGUCACAGACUACCAGUACCCAGGAAUGACAACUCAUCUGUCUAUUGAUGGUUCAAACAUUACUGUGAAACGCACAGAGCACCUGACAUUGGUGGGAUAUGGGGAAAAUACUGCAUCAGAUUUUUACAAAACUCUAGGUUGGAUGCACGCUCGAGACAGGUAUGUUCAAAUAUGUCUCACAAGACUUGCUGCUCAAGGACGGCUUACAGAGACCUUCCCUUAUGCUGAGACCAACCACAAAUUGGAUCUUAUCUCCAAACAGUUUGGUUUCCACGGCAGGAACAAAGCUUACUAUGCAGGUUACGAGGAUGGUGGUCUUGGAAAGGACAUUCUUGAAUCAUACGUUGCUGGAGUAAACAACUACAUGAAGAAUCAUAGACGUCCUUUCGAGUUUGUUCUUAUUAACUACCAUCCAGAACCAUUUGUGCCAACUGAUGUAACAACCUUCAUCAGCUUCGUGUCCUUUGUUGGUUUGGAAGAAAUAUCCUUUGCAGUGGAGAAAACCAUUAUCGAAUUUCUGCGAUCAGACAAAGUCUCUCAUGAGUUUUUAAAACAGGUUUUUCAUCCUCAUUUGAACAAUCUCACCAUGGAACAUGUUGCAAUGUAUAAAAGUAUCAAGGAUCUCAAAUCAAAUGAUGGAUUAAAAUCACCUGUUCCUGUGAUAACAAAUAGCAACAAUUGGGUUGUUUCUGGUGCAAUAUCAAGCAGUGGAUUUCCCAUCAUGAGUUCGGAUCCCCAUCUUGACCUUUCAAAGUAUCCUAACACCUUCUACGAAUCCUCUUACUAUUCCAGGCAGGGAGAUUCUAUUUUUGGUAUUUCUGUGCCAGGGGUCCCUUUCAUCCUUAUGGGAAGGAACAAAGCAUUGACCUUUUCAUUGACAUAUGGUAUGCUGGAUGCGAGUGACUACUUCAUCGAGAGGAUAAAGGAUGGAAAAUACGAACGUGAUGGCACUUACCUACCUCUAAAAUCGAGAAAAUAUGAAGUGGUUGGAAAAGAAGCGAUAUUCUAUGAGACUGGAGAGGGUCAUCUUAUAGAGAGGAAUGCAGAAAAUUAUGAUAAGGAGAUCUCUGAUGGUGUCUACGUUGCUAUGAGAAUACCUGAUAGAAGUGAAGAGAUCACCAUGAGACAGUCCAUCCUUCCUUUUGCUCAAUCAGUGGCAGAUGCCAAGAAACUCGUUCCGCAAUCCCUUCUGGGAUCUAACUAUUUGCUGGCAGAUAUCCAUGGUAAUAUUGGGUACCAACAGACUGGGUCUGUUCCACUGCGUCCUAACAGUGAUGGUCUGCUGCCGCUUCCUGCUUGGAACUCAGCCAACCUUUGGGCAGGUUACCUAUCAGACUCCGACUACAUGACAGUGUUGAACCCACCUGACCAGUUUAUAGCCACAGCAAACAACCACUACCAAGACCCCUCAAAACCCUGUGUUAGCACUUUUCCCGCUCUACCUACACGAUUCAACAGGAUAUCGGAUAUAUUGAGAAGUGGUUCAAACCACUCAGUGGAAGAUAUGAUGAGAUACCAGGGAGACACUUUCAGUAAAAUCGCUAAUCUCACCAUCCCACUCUUGGAACCUUUCCUUCCUUCGUCAGGUAUUGGAGACGAACUGAGGCAUUGGAAUCGCAGAUUCGAGAUAGAAUCCCGCCCCUCGGCUCUCUGGUUUGAUUUCUGGACGGAGUUCACUGCCAACAUCAACUCCAUCAUAUUCGGCCGGGAAGCGUACGACAAACUCGAACCCAUCGUCUUCAACAAGUACAUAUUCUACAAGUUCGCCAUCAUCGGUCUGGAAACAGGAUUUGUGGACGGUGUUGAUAUAACCCCUGUUCUGAAGGAGAGUAUCGAGAAUAGCAUAGCUCGUUAUCAAGGAACUGUGUACGGUGAUUUCAGGAAGUAUUUCUCUGUCAACAUGUUCUUCUCUGGCAAGCUGCCAAAGUUUUUGGGAUUUGAUGUUGGUCCGUACCCGACGAACAGUGGGUUUGAAGUGAUUAAAGUUGGGUCUGUGGACAAGUACCUGAAUGAUCCAUGUGUAUUUAUGCAGACGUGGAGGUUUAUAACAGACAUGUCAACCAGCGUAUUCUACUCUAUCCUCCCUGGCGGUCCUAGUGGCAACUACUUUAGUAACCUCUACAAACUUGAGAUUAGCAACUAUGUUACCGAGGUUUACAAAGUCUGGCAGCUGUAGAGUUGAACAAAGUCUAGAACAGAACAGAGUCUGGCAGCAUCUGGCAGCAUCUGGCAGCUUAAAACUGUGCUGUGUUCUCAAAUUGUAUGUUCUUUUUGAAAACUUAUUAAUUACUUUAGCGCCAUCGCGACUCUUAUAGAGCUUUAGAUUGAAGACUUUAAUUUUUUUAAAAACUUUCAGAUAAACAUAAAGUUGAGUCAGAUUUAGAUUAGGUAUCUGUAUUCUGUGACCUGUAGCUGUGUCGAAUAGAAGAGACAAAACGUUAAAUAUAUUGAAGUAGGGUGAACCACAAUUAACUUCGUAUCAUGGUAUAAGAGUUAACGUUUCUAAUGAAAGAUUAAAAGUUACGAAGUGUUAUCGUACAAAAACCCUCUAAUGCUGACAGGGUCAAUUUAGGACAACCCUAAGAAUGCUUCUUUUUACAUACUGACGUUUCACACGAAUGAGUUUUUGAUAAACGAUUUAAUUGGUACCAAUCUGAACUUCUUGUUGUUUUUUUAGGUAUUUCUAAUGUAGUGACCCGCUUACCAUACCUGUUGUUCUGGACAUUAUGUAUUUUUACUUAAUAACGUACCAUGGCAGUUUAGAUUUUCGAAUUAUUUGUAUAAAUCGAUUUUUGAAACUUAUGUAGUUUUAAAUUAUUCCUAUUUCCUACUGCGAACCCUGAUGCUGGACAGGCAUAUGAUACGGAGGGGUUUAUCUGGCGUAGAUCGGACUUAGUUCCGACAUAGUAGUAGUAGUAGUAGUAGUAGUAUGUAGUAGUACAGUAGUAGUAGUAGUAGUAGUAAUAAUAUUUCCUACUAUAAUAUAACGAGUUGUUCAAGUUGUCAACUGACAAGCAGUUAUAAUAUUUUACUAACAAACGAAAGAAAAAAAUUGGUGGGAAACCAAAUUUCGAUUGUUUUGUUUGUUUUAAUCAAAUUAGUCAACUGAAUUUCUGAUUGGAUUUUGAUAGUUGAUAGUCUAUCUUUUAUAUUGUCGUCUCGUGUAUAUUUUAAGUCAGAUGAAGACAGAACUUUGUGUUAAAUUAUUGGUUCUUUUGUUUUGUUCAAGGUGAAAAUUUUGAAAAUUUACAUAUUAUUUAUAAUUAACGUGUUUUUUGUGUGUGAUUGUGCCAUCAGGAGAAGUCGACCGAGGAGGUGAAAUUUGUUAAGAUAAGAAUGACAACUAUGCUGAUAAAUUCUUCUCUAGUAAGGUGCACCCCGGUCCCCGAUACCUUGUAUUGUGCCUUACGAGAAAGAAAGAAUCACAGUAUUGUCGGAGAUCUUUCUGCAGUACAUUCCAAAAUUCCUAAUGCGAAUUUUACAUGAUAUUACAUUGUUUGCAGAUCAAAGAUAUUAUCUUGCUGAAUGAUUUGGGCAAAUUGUCCGAUAGUGAUACCCUGGGUCAUGUCAAUGAAGUUUGAGCACGUGGAAGACAAAUAAUGUAAAUUUGAUUCUUAGCUUCUGUAGCAUUAUCACUGUCUCCUGUCAAGUCCUUGAAUGAAAUCCUUAUAAUAUUUUAAUAUUAAUAUUCAAUGAUUUAAAUGAAGAAAUUAACAACUUUUAUUUAAAAUGUAAUUAUUACCUGGUCGAGAUCGGAAACAUCCUUUUUUCUCUUUACUUCUUUUUCCCUUUACUUCUUUUUUCAGCUAAUUAGCUAAAAGCUUUAAAUUAAAAUCGAAGAAUAUGCGCCUACAAUUUACAUACGGAGAUACGGAUACUGUUAACUGUGCAAAGUACGAUGUACUAUUCGAUUUGAUUACAUCAUCGGCCAACCUGCAUGUAUAUUGUAUAAGUUGUAUUUUUUGUGAUUAGUUACGUUAAAUAAUUAGUGUUGGGUUUAUAAUUAUUCAAUUAAUGUAUUAGAUUCUUGUUAAUAUAAAGUACCCGAUUAGUUAUUGUCUAGUUUAUUGGAUUUAUAGUUGUUUCGAAAAUUUUAUUAUAAGAAAACUUUAUAUAUUAGUGUUACUUCAUUGUUUUUAUCAGAAAGUCAAAAUAAAUUAUUUUUCAUAACAAAUUAUUUCCUGCCAGCGCUCUUAUAUAUAUAUGAGAAUGUUCAACAACAUUCAACACUCAAGUUGGACUUAC